Messenger RNA from Ostrinia nubilalis (European corn borer), 1651 nucleotides. RefSeq names its product probable ATP-dependent RNA helicase DDX28 (gene Dbp21E2). The coding region runs from base 107 to 1606 and encodes 499 amino acids. Lineage: Eukaryota; Metazoa; Arthropoda; Insecta; Lepidoptera; Crambidae. The record is from RefSeq and is a predicted model, not a curated record. Gene Ontology annotation, molecular function: RNA helicase activity; ATP binding; mRNA binding. The transcript is spliced from 5 exons.
UGAAAUAAUAUAAUGACAGCGAGUUCUUGGUGUCAAAAUAUUUUAGGUUAUGUUGCUGUCUACAAACACGAUUGGAUCCUGAAAUUAAUUUAAAUUAUGUGCAAUAAUGUCAAAAUUACGACAAAUAAUUCUAUCAUCAUAUUGCCGCUAUUAUAGUGCUCAGCAGGCCAAGAAGAAACUACCGAUAAUAUCGUGUAAACGUCCCGAAUUCAAUCACUAUGAGGGCCAAACUUAUAAAAAGUUUGAGGGAGUCAAACUGGCUUCUAAGGGCUGGCUCCACGCUAAGUCUAAGGGAGACUACUUUGUGAUAUAUGGUGAUGCAAACAAGAAGGUAGAAAAAGAGGUGUACAAGAAAAGUUUUGAGGAAAUUGGCGUGUCGAAUGAGUUGAUUGAGGUUAUGACUAGUCAAGGAAUUUCGUUGCCUACGGAGAUUCAGACUAAAGCAAUACCGUCGAUUUUAAAAGGCAAUAACACUGUAGUCACGGCUGAGACGGGAUGUGGCAAGACGCUGGCGUAUUUGCUCCCAAUUUUCCAGCACAUACUACAGUGGAAACCAAACAUAGAUGAGGAGUUUAACAGUCCGUUAGCAGUUGUUAUUACUCCAAAUAGAGAACUAGCAACACAGAUUGGGGAGGUCGCCCAGAACAUAGCUCAGAGCUUGAAUCUAAAUGUAACCACACUUGUUGGCGGUAAAACCAAGCAGAAGAUGCUGGAUCCCCCAAUAGAAUACUGUGAUAUACUUGUCACAACCCUAGGAGCGUACAGCAAGCUGGUUACGACUGGUAUUUUUAAGUUACACAAUGUCCACCAUGUGGUUCUGGAUGAAGCGGAUUCUUUGCUUGAUGAUAGCUUUAUUGGAAAAGUAUCAAACUUGAUGAAGAAGUUUUCUAUACGUCACAAAGUGGAAAUCCAGACGCCUCCAGUGGGUUGCCAAGUGACCUUUGUGAGUGCCACGAUGCCUCAUGAAUUACCAGCAACAGUCAACUCAUUCGUUGAUCCUGAAUCUUUAAAAACUGUGACCACCUCUAACGUACAUAGAAUAUUGCCACAUGUGCCUCAAAAGUUCCUCCGGCUUGGCAAAGCCCAUAAACCAGCUGAGCUCUUGAAGUUAGUCCAGGCAGACAUGAAUAUGAAGCACCCAGUGAUGAUAUUCUCCAACCAAACGUCCACUUGCGACUUCGUGUCGAUGUUCCUUAACGAGAAUAACAUUGAAUGCAUCAAUAUAAACGGACAGAUGGCCGUUGCUUUGAAAAUGGGGAAGUUUGAUCUGUUCAAGAGUGGCAAAGUUAAUGUGCUGUCUUGUACAGAUAUAGCAUCGCGUGGAUUGGAUACUACUCGUGUUCAACACAUAAUCAACUACGAUUUCCCACUAUACACUGCCGACUACAUCCAUCGCUGCGGGCGCACCGGUCGCAUCGGCUCCUCCCAAAACUGCCACGUCACGAAUUUCAUUGCUUGGCCAAGAGAAGUGCAGCAAGUCCAGAAAAUCGAGGCCUCUGUGAGGAAGCACAGUGAACUGCCAAGCGUGAACGCUAACAUAAAAAGGAUAAUUGAAGAUAGGAUAGUGAAGAUGGUCGAUUCUGGUGCAAUCAGGAACGUGGCGUAGGUUAGUGUACAGUUUAUGUUAGAUGAAAUAGACUGAUGUUACAAA